Coregonus clupeaformis (lake whitefish) is the source of this 2472-nucleotide messenger RNA. Its product is annotated as bone morphogenetic protein 4. Gene Ontology annotation, cellular component: extracellular region. The transcript is spliced from 4 exons. The coding region runs from base 426 to 1649 and encodes 407 amino acids. Lineage: Eukaryota; Metazoa; Chordata; Actinopteri; Salmoniformes; Salmonidae. Gene Ontology annotation, molecular function: BMP receptor binding; cytokine activity; growth factor activity. Gene Ontology annotation, biological process: negative regulation of apoptotic process; BMP signaling pathway; SMAD protein signal transduction. The record is from RefSeq and is a predicted model, not a curated record.
GAGAGUACGCCUGUCCGCGCAGUGUUCCGCCCUCAUGAACUUCUGGAGAUAGGAACCCCGCUGCAAACCUAGGCUGCUUCAUACCGCUUCGGUCUCCGGCCAUCUUCUCGCCUCUUGUUUUUUAGAGGGUCGUUAAGGAAUUAAUGAUCCGAAGGCACCACCGUACCUCUCCAUCAAUUAAUUCGGCGUUUACAGUACAUGCUUUACACCUGGACUUCCAUUGCGUGUGGAGAGCUCGCACUUUCUUUUGUCAUAUUUACUUUUCUCGAGGAUACUACCUGUACCCCUACUGAUGGAACAGGGUCACUCCAACGCUCUCAAGCAGCCCCCCAGCACCACAUAACAUUUCCUUGAGGAACGCGUCCAUUGCUGGCUCCCAACAAACAUGGACUGUUUUCCCAUGCUUUAUUUUCUGUCGAGACAUCAUGAUUCCUGGUAAUCGAAUGCUGAUGGUCAUUUUAUUAUGCCAAGUCCUGCUGGGAGAGAGCAUCCAUGCUAGUCUGAUACCUGAGGAAGGGAAGAAGAAAGCCCCGGGCCUGCAGAGUCGGACGGCUGGUCAGAGCCAUGAACUGCUGCGGGACUUUGAGGCCACGCUGCUGCACAUGUUUGGGCUGCAGAGGCGACCGCGGCCCAGCCGCUCGGCCACCGUGCCACGCUACAUGCUGGACCUCUACCGACUGCAGUCGGGUGAGGCCGAGGAGGCCGGUGCUCAUGACGCCGCCUUCGAGUACCCCGAGAGGUCGGCUAGCCGCGCCAACACCGUGAGGGGCUUCCACCACGAAGAACACAUGGAGCGGGUUCAUCCGGGCGAGCUUCAGACGAAGAACGGCGAGGCCGUCCCGCUGCGCUUCCUCUUCAACCUCAGCAGCAUACCAGAGGACGAGCUGCUCUCGUCGGCCGAGCUGCGUCUGUUCCGGCAGCAGAUCGACGAGGCCAUUUCGGGAAGCGGGGGGGACAAGGAGGGGCUCCACCGGAUAAACGUGUACGAGGUGCUGAAGCCCCCGCGGGCCGGGCAGCUAAUCACGCGGCUCUUGGACACGCGGCUGGUUCGCCAUAACGCCUCGCGCUGGGAGAGCUUCGACGUGAGCCCCGCCUUGCUGCGUUGGACACGGGAGCGCCUACCCAACCACGGGCUGGCUGUGGAGGUCCAGCACCUCAACCAGACACCGCGCCACCAGGGCCGCCACGUGCGCAUCAGCCGCUCACUGCACCAGGAGCCCGGAGAGGACUGGGAGCAGCUACGCCCCCUGUUGGUCACCUUCGGCCACGACGGCAAGGGCCACCCGUUGACGCGCCGGGCCAAGCGCAGCCCAAAGCAGCGGGGGCGUAAGCGCAACCGCAACUGCCGCCGUCACGCGCUCUACGUGGACUUCAGUGAUGUAGGCUGGAAUGACUGGAUAGUGGCGCCCCCAGGGUACCAGGCAUACUACUGCCAUGGGGAGUGCCCCUUCCCCCUGGCAGACCACCUGAACUCUACCAACCACGCCAUCGUGCAGACGUUGGUGAACUCGGUGAACACCAACAUUCCCAAGGCCUGCUGCGUGCCCACGGAGCUCAGUGCCAUCUCCAUGCUCUACCUGGACGAACACGACAAGGUAGUCCUAAAAAACUACCAGGAAAUGGUAGUGGAAGGGUGCGGCUGCCGCUAACACUGACUAUGGGCAACUUAAGGCAGGCAGCACAGACGCUAAGAAAAGACCCCACUUUACUCCCAAAAAUCUUCACUUGGACCUUUAUUUAUAACUUUUAUGUUGCAAUGUAUGUUUGUCAAAUAUUUUGGUUUCCUUGACAAUAUGAUCAUAUAUUUUGACAAUAUAUAUAUAUAUAUUUAUAUCUACAUAUAAAAAAAUAAAAGUGAGUCCUUAUUUUAAACAUAAAUAAAAAGCUGUACAACUUUUCAUAAUGUAUAUUAGAUUGUAUAAGGUUUUUAAAAUGAGAAAAUAGUAUAAAAAAAAUAAAAAAUAACAAAGUUUAUUUACUGGUAAUAUUUAUUGCUUUUAUAUUAUAUACAUUUAAAAAUUAAAAGAUAAAUUGCCUUCCAAUAUUACAUUUGAGCAGAUCAUAAGAAGCACCAAUUGUGUACUUAAAUUAGAGCACUGUGUGAAAUUAUCACAACACUGAUUUGUUAUGAAUCAGUUGAAGUAAUCAGAAAUGUGCAUUGAUUUUAAUUCACCUCUUUACAUUGAUCUUUAAACCAAUUAUUUUAUUAGAUAAAUCCCUUGAGUAACAAUUAGAUUAUUUUAUAGAAUUGUACAAAUCUAUCAGAUAAUAUGGGUUGGGAAAAAUGAAAAGUUGACAGCAAAGGUCCAUGACUGUUUUAUAUGAGUUUGUAUUUAACAUGUUUGGGUCUGAUACUUUUGAAAAUGUACUCAAGUAAUUGUUGCAAUUCAUUAUAACAGAGGAAUCUUUCUGAUGCUCUGUCUCUCCCAAAUAAAAUAAUGUUCGGUUUCAUAUCUGGCAUUAUCCAACUUG